Phaethon lepturus (White-tailed tropicbird) is the source of this 2667-nucleotide messenger RNA. It is a transcript of the gene OSBPL3, whose product is annotated as oxysterol binding protein-like 3. Gene Ontology annotation, cellular component: plasma membrane; cytosol; perinuclear endoplasmic reticulum. Gene Ontology annotation, molecular function: cholesterol binding. Lineage: Eukaryota; Metazoa; Chordata; Aves; Phaethontiformes; Phaethontidae. The record is from RefSeq and is a predicted model, not a curated record. Bases 1 to 2667 code for a protein of 888 amino acids. The transcript has 22 exons.
AUGAGCGAAGAAAAAAGCUUCAGUGUAUCCCAGAAAAUGUUGUCUCCUUCAAGAAGUACUAGCAGCUGCUCCUCCAAGCAGGGAAGUCGACAGGACAGCUGGGAAAUUGUAGAAGGACUCCGGGGAGCAAUGAAUUGUACCCAGGAGCCACAGAAGCAGGAGGGCUGCUUGCUGAAAAAGAGGAAAUGGCCUUUGAAGGGCUGGCACAAGAGAUACUUCUUUUUGGACAGAGGGAUUUUGAAGUAUUCUAAAUGCCAAGCUGAUAUAGAGAGAGGGAAGCUUCAUGGCUGUAUUGAUGUUGGACUUUCUGUCAUGUCUGUAAAGAAAUCAACAAAAUGUAUAGAUUUGGAUACAGAAGAGCAGAUAUACCAUCUGAAGGUGAAAUCUCAGGAGCUGUUUGAUGAAUGGGUAGCAAAACUUCGUCAUCACAGAAUGUACCGCCAGAAUGAAAUCUCCAUGUUUCCACAUGACGUCAAUAAUCUUUUCUUCCCUGUGUCUACCACUGCGGACUCUGUCCCUGGUUUCUGUGAUUCUACUCCAGGUAGAAAGGCGGGCAGCUUGACCAAACAGAAUUCAUUGUCAACUGGAGGUAACCUGUCAUUUUCCUUUUCGAGUAAUGAGUCCAGGAUUUCAUCUUGGCUACAGUCCUCUGAAGACAUGGAAAAAUGCUCAAGAGACCUCUCCAACUGUCACACAUAUUUACUGGAAAUGAACCAACUGUUACAGAGCAUGGAUGUUCUUCACAGGACAUAUUCAGCACCUGCUAUAAAUGCUAUGCAGGUUGGACCUUUCGAAAGCCCAAAGAAGGAAAAGAGAACACACAGGAGGUGGCGAUCCAGAGUUGUUGGGAAGGAGGCUAAAGGAAUGUUACAGGUGCCUUCAGUGUUUUCUGCCCCUAUGAGACUGCAUGCUUCCAAUCCGAACUUAUCUACAAUAGAUUUUGUAGAGGACAAAAAUUACUCUGAUGGCUCUGAAACAUCAUCAGAAUUUACUAAAAUGCAAGAGGACUUAUUUCACAUUGCACAUAAAGUUUACUUCACCUUGAGGUCAGCUUUCAGCACCAUAUCUACAGAGAGAGAAAAGCUGAAGCAGAUGCUGGAGCACGAUGCAUCCUCAUCUCCGUCUGCACAAAUAGUUGGCUUGAAGAAUGCCUUAACAUCCGCAAUAGCACAAAACACAGAUCUUAAAGACCGGUUACGCAGAAUACAUGCCGAAUCUAUGAUCCUUGAUUCAGCAUCUAAUGCAAAAUCAAGUCCAGAUUUGGUGAAGGAAAAUUCAAGAGAAGAAAGCAGAGGUCUGGUUCACCAGGUCUCCAAUGAAAGCAGACUGUCUAUAGCUGACUCUCUCACAGAAUUUUUUGAUGCACAGGAAGUCCUACUGUCUGCUAGCUCUUCAGAAAAUGAGGUAUCAGAUGAUGACUCAUACGUAAGUGAUAUCAGUGAUAAUGUCUCAGAAGAUAACCUAAGCAAUGACAUGGAGAAUGAAAGACAAACUUUAGACUGUAUUUCUGAAAGUGAAAUGGGAUGCAGUUCUAAACGAAGAACAUGUUUACCAGCUCCGUGUCCUAAUACAAGUAACAUCAGCCUAUGGAACAUCCUGAGAAAUAACAUAGGAAAGGAUCUCUCCAAAGUGGCCAUGCCUGUUGAAUUAAAUGAGCCACUUAACACCCUUCAGCGUCUCUGCGAGGAGCUAGAGUACAGUGAACUACUAGAUAAAGCAGCGCAUACGCCUAACGCAUUUGAACGGAUGGUGUAUAUAGCUGCCUUUGCAGUCUCUGCAUAUGCAUCCAGUUACUACCGAGCUGGAAGUAAGCCAUUUAAUCCUGUGCUUGGAGAAACCUAUGAAUGUAUUCGUGAAGAUAAGGGUUUCCAGUUCUUUGCAGAACAGGUCAGUCACCAUCCACCUAUUUCUGCAUGCCAUGCUGAAUCUGUGAAUUUUGCUUUUUGGCAAGAUGUAAGAUGGAAAAACAAAUUCUGGGGAAAGUCCAUGGAAAUUGUUCCAGUUGGUACAACACAUGUGACUCUUCCAGCUUUUAAAGACCAUUUUGCAUGGAACAAGGUGACAUCUUGCAUCCAUAACAUCUUAAGUGGGCAAAGAUGGAUUGAACACUAUGGAGAGAUCAUCAUCAAAAAUCUUCACGAUGACACUUGCCACUGUAAACUGACUUUCAUAAAGGCAAAGUACUGGAAUCCAAAUGCACAUGAGAUUGAAGGCAGUGUCAUGGAUAAAGCUGGGAAAGUUGUGCAUCGACUCUUUGGGAAAUGGCAUGAAAGUUUAUACUGUGGAACAACUUCAUCUUCAAACUGCAUAUGGAGAGCAAAUCCGAUGCCUAAAGAUUAUGAACAGUGGUAUGGAUUUACGCAAUUUGCACUUGAGUUAAAUGAACUGGAUCUGCAAACUAGGUCAUUACUCCCAUCCACUGAUACGCGUUUUAGGCCGGACCAAAGGUUUCUAGAAGAAGGGAAUAUUGAAGGAGCUGAAAUGCAAAAGCAGAGGAUCGAGCAGCUACAGAGAGAACGACGGAAGGUGCUGGAAGAAAACAAUCUAGAGCAUCAGCCUAGAUUUUUCAGGAAAUCCAACGAUGACUCCUGGGUGAGCAAUGGAACCUACAUGGAGCUUAGAAAAGAACCUGGUUUUUCCAAACUGGACAAUCCUGUCCUCUGGUGA